UUUUGAUUUUCUUCCGGGUUGGAAAUCUAGCCGCCAAAUUGAAGUGACCUAAUGUGCAUAUGUUAUUAAGAGUUACUAGAUAUCUCUUUACUUAAUAACUCCAUGCACGCGUCAUUAGUUUUAUUUUGGCAUUCACUUACGCGUAUCAAACAUUGUUCAAUCUUUGCUGACAACUUUCAAAACUACACUAGCUAGCUCACACGGAGGACACAAUGGAAGAAGCGAGAAAAGGUGUUUUGGGGCACUUGACCAUGUUGGAAAUGGAGGCGAACAACUUGGAAUUGCAGCAGCAGGAGCUUCGGCAGAGAGGUCGCCAGGAAGAGCUGAGUGCAAACCUACAGGCACUCCUCAGUAAAAGAGACCAGUUAAAAGUUGAAAUAAAGGCAAACACGUCUCUCCAGGAGAUGAGAACUCUACUGGACCGAACAGGUGUUCCAUAUGAGAGGAAUGAGGAUAUUGAUGACCUGGAAGAUGGCUCAGAUAACUCACAACUUCUGCUGAUGAUGGCCAGACACACACAACUGAAGGACCUGCUUCAUGCUCACCAUCUUAUAGGUGGGUAUGAUGUCCUCCAGACUCGUAAAGGUAAAGGAGUGUGUGUCUCGUUGGCCACUGCAUACGAAGGCGUCUACCUUGAGACAUAUAACCUGGAGAUAGAUCUGGGGUCUAACCUGAGGAUCUGCCGGCAUAACAUCCCUCCGUUCAUCCCCUUGGAGAGGCUUGUUACGCAGGGCAACAUGCAGACAGACAUCAGGGAUUUCCUGGACACCCUCAGCCAGUAUCUCAAUGCCUACGCUGGCCGCAAGCAGCAGCUACACCUCACCAAGGAGAUCCAUAGCUCUGUUCAGGUGGCGGAAAGUAAUGCUCUCUGUACUAUACUGGUGCUGAUGUUCACUAUACCAGGAGAGAAGGCCGAGACUACACUGUGUACACUGCAGUAUGCCGACCACACACAGCGCCUGCCCACCCGGGUCAACAUAGAGUCUGAAGACACUGCGCUGGCGAGUUCUCCACAAUGGAAGAAGAACCAAGCCCUACUCCUGGAGUCUCCAUUACACACAGCCUUGGUGACCAUGAAGAAGACUGGCAGUAUCGCUUAGUCUGAUCACAGUAUGCUGUAAAUACGCUCAAGACUGAACAGUUGUUUAUGUCAAUGUAUUUCAUUUAUUUAACAUGUCUUUUUAUACUCAUUUCAUUGGCAGUCACUAUCUAGUAGUUGUCUGUUAUGAGUUUACCAAYCAUUAGGAAGUAAUAUUGAUUUGCACACCACCUUUUGCCCUCAGAACAGCCUCAAUUUGUUGGGGCAUGGAGUCGAAAGCGUUCCACGGGGAUGCUGGCCCAU
Salvelinus sp. IW2-2015 is the source of this 1342-nucleotide messenger RNA. It is a transcript of the gene cenpo, whose product is annotated as centromere protein O. The record is from RefSeq and is a predicted model, not a curated record. Gene Ontology annotation, cellular component: kinetochore; Mis6-Sim4 complex. Lineage: Eukaryota; Metazoa; Chordata; Actinopteri; Salmoniformes; Salmonidae.